AGCAAAAUAACAUAAUUUACAAAUCCCUAAAAAUGUUAUAAUAUGCCGCCAUACUUUAAAAUCAGUAUUCCCACAUAUGUGUUUUUAAAUUCUACGACUAUAAAUACGUACUUGCCUUGACAGUUUAUCCUGUCUGUCGGUAAACGUCAGUGGCAGUUUGUCUUGGUUAAUACAGUUAAUUUAUUUAUUUUUGUCAGAAGAGGCCGUUUUACGUUAUUUGUGUUGUCUACGAAUUUAUACAGCAACGAUUGUAUUUUUAGCCACCCGGAAAAUACGUACGUUUGCGUUAUUUCUCAUCGGAAUGUUUUCUGUGAAGCACCGUCAACCAUCGUGGCGGAAUUUUUGAUUUUCAAGCUAAAUAUAUUUAUGCUUACUCUCUCGCCAAGCAGUUAAUUGUUUUUCCGGUGUAGUUAUUUUUUAAGUCAUGUAAGCGUGGUUAAAAUAGUUUAUCAACCCACGAUAAGAUCCAAACCGAUGUCAUGUUAAGUAACGACAACCUCUCAAGACGCUUGUUAAAAUCCUCACAUUUAGAACAUGAGUGCCUCCUGUCGCCCUUUGAAAAGGAAAAGCUACAUGGGGCAGCACCAGAUCAAGAAGAAAAAAUGCAACGAGCCAACAGGCAACUUGUCGAAAAAGACAGACACACCAGGGACCCCAAGCACAGCCAGCACAAGGGGGGUUGCGCUAGAAGAAUCCACACUGGCUCUUGAUGAAGAGAUACUGCAGAUAAUGGAAGUGAUUGACCCAGGAUUGAAUCCUGCAGUGACAGGCAGCAGCCUAGAUUCACAGAAGAAGCCGCUUGUUUGCCAUGAACCUCACAACAUCCAGGAAAAUAGCAAGAGACCUGCAAAGAGAGCCAAAUGCAAAGAGCUCGCUCAACGACUUCUUUUCAGUGAGGACGCUGAGGAAUCAGAACCGCCUGCUGGAGGCCCAAAGAAUGACAUGACAGUACCAGCAGUGGCAUGCGUUAGAAAAGAAACGAAACAUGGCCAACAAGCUGAAAUCCCUCCUCGCAGGCGGAAGUUGUCAAAAAAUGGAGAUGGGAAUAUGAAUAUGGGCCCUUCUCAUAAUGUUUCAAGAGACUACAUCUUGUUUAGUUCCACACACGUGGCUGCUGCUCUGAAGAGAUCCAAACUGCAGCAAUCACUACAGAAUCAGUCUGCCUCUUUGCUUACUGUUUCCAGCGGCUUAGAGCUCAGCACGCUCAGUGAUACUUUACCUCAGCCAGGCAUGGCUUUGUGCGCUCCCAACGACCAAGAUGACAAGCUUUUAUUAUCCAACUGGGGCUUACCCACCCCAGUCUUGGAGUGCUACCACAAACAUAAAGUGACUCACAUGUUUGACUGGCAGGCUCAGUGCCUCACUCUUGGCCAGGUUCUGCAGGGAGGUAACCUGGUCUACUCUGCGCCAACUAGUGCUGGAAAGACUUUGGUGUCUGAACUGCUGAUGCUGAAACGCACUCUUGAGACUAAAAGAAAAGCUCUCUUCAUUUUGCCAUUUGUUUCUGUGGCCAAAGAGAAGAUGCACUACCUUCAGAGUAUAUUUGAAGAGGCUGGAGUGCGCGUAGGUGGCUUCAUGGGAAGCACAUCAUUAGCAGGAGGUUUUGCAGCUGUGGAUGUGGCUGUUUGCACCAUAGAGAAAGCGAACUCUCUCAUUAACCGGCUAAUAGAGGAGAACAACAUGCCUUUACUAGGUAUGGUUGUGGUGGAUGAGUUGCACAUGGUGGGAGAUUCAGGAAGAGGGUAUCUACUGGAGCUCCUCUUGACCAAAAUUCGCUAUGUCGCGCAGAAGCACAACAUCUCUGGAUCCCACUCUGAGGGAGUACAGAUAGUAGGUAUGAGUGCUACCUUGCCCAACCUCUCCCUCCUGGCCGACUGGCUAGGGGCAGAGCUUUACCAGACUGAUUACAGACCCGUACCCUUGCAGGAGCAUCUUAAGGUGGGUUGCAACAUCUUUGACAAGAACCUCUCUGUGGUCCAACAGUUUACUCCAGCACUCCAGAUAAAGGGUGAUGAUGAGCACAUAGUCAGCUUGUGUUAUGAGACGGUGCGGGACGGCCACUCUGUGUUGCUCUUUUGUCCCGCCAAGAACUGGUGUGAGAAACUGGCCGACACCAUCGCCAGAGAAUUCUACAACCUCAGAUAUACUGGACGUGACGGCGAAUCAGAGGCCCUGCCUGUGUCCCUGGAUCACGAGGGACUAUUGGAUGUUUUAGCCCAGUUGAGUCGGACUCCAGCUGGGAUGGAUCCCAUCCUCAAACGCACUGUCCCAUGGGGCGUGGGCUUCCACCAUGCUGGUCUCACCUUUGAUGAACGUGACGUCUUGGAGGGAGCCUUUCGUCAGGGCAUGGUCAAAGUAUUGGCCGCCACCUCAACCCUCUCAUCAGGGGUCAAUCUCCCCGCUCGUAGGGUCAUCAUUAGAACCCCGACAUUCAAUGGACACCUGCUAGACACACUCACCUACAAACAGAUGGCUGGACGAGCAGGAAGGAAAGGAGUGGACACCACUGGUGAGAGUGUGCUGGUGUGUAAGGAGGCAGAACGUCAGAAAGGUAUUAGCCUCCUGAAAGGUGAUCUUCAGCCAAUCAGGAGUUGCUUAGUGAGAAGGGAGGGAGAAGGUGUUCCUACCAGUAUGCUGCGAGCCAUUCUGGAGAUCAUCGUGGGAGGUGUGGCCAGUACUCCAGGAGAUGUAAAGUUGUACGCCUCAUGCUCACUUCUGGCUGCCAGCAUGAGAUGCAACAGUAAAGAGGAGUCCAAGGAAGAGACCAGCAAGGGGGCGAUUGAGGCUUGUGUUGAAUGGUUGAUGGAAAAUGAAUUUAUCAGUGUACACAAAGAUGGACAAGAGGAGCAGUACUGUCCCACCCAGCUCGGUGCUGCCACUCUAUCAUCCUCCCUUUCCCCUCCUGAGGCGCUGGGAAUAUUUGCAGACCUACAGCGGGCUAUGAAGGGCUUUGUGCUGGAAAAUGACCUGCAUCUUCUCUAUCUGAUCACACCAUUAUAUGCAGAGUGGACUACCAUUGAUUGGUAUCAGUUCUUCUGUCUUUUGGAGCAGCUGUCCUCAUCCAUGAAGAGAGUAGCUGAGUUGGUGGGCAUCCAGGAGGGAUUCCUGGCUCGCUCAGUCAGCGGUAAACUGGUGGUUAAGACAGAAAAGCAGCGUAGACAAAUGGCCAUUCAUAAACGGUUCUUCACCACUCUUGUACUGCAGGAUCUGGUGAAUGAGGUGCCUUUGGGGGCAGUUGCAUCAAAAUACAACUGCAACCGUGGGCAGUUGCAGUCUCUCCAGCAAUCUGCUGCUACAUAUGCAGGUAUGGUGACAGUGUUCUGCAAGCGUCUGGGUUGGGGCAACAUGGAGCUGCUGCUGUCCCAGUACCAGACCAGACUGAGUUUCGGUGUCCAACGCGAGCUGGUGGAUUUGGUGAGGGUCUCCCUCCUCAGCGCGACACGGGCCCGAGCACUCUAUGCACAAGGUCUGUGCACUGUCGCCGAACUAGCCAGAGCUUCAGUCGCUGAAGUGGAGAAAGCCCUGAGGAACGCUGUCCCAUUUAAGAGUUCCAAGCGUGCAGUGGAUGAGAGCGAGGUGGAAGCCGUGGAGCGCCGGAACCUCCGUUGUGUGUGGGUUAGCGGAGGGCAGGCCCUGACAGAGCAGGAAGCAGCUGUUGCGAUUGUGUCCGAGGCAAAGCUCCUGCUUCAGGGAGACCUGGCACUGCUGGGCAUUCAGUGGCACCCGUCAAUGGUUCCCCCUUGUGCUUCUGCUGUCCAUAGUUCACAACAAGGCCAAGAGGGAGGGAGAAACAAAACUGUGGGUGCUGAUGUUAUUUCACAGAGCAAUAAAGAAGAAAAUGAACACAUGAAACAAGGAGAACCAGGAAAAGAGAAUGUGACACUUCCCACUUCAGGCUCUGAGGUGAUAGAAGUUGAGGCAAAACUGGAGGAGCAUAGACAGGAAGAUUUGAGUGCAAGGAACAAAUCAGGCAUUGAAGUUUUAAUGCUACAGAAGGAAAAGAAUGACGAGAAUAGGGAGAAUAGAAAGUACGAAGGAGGCACAAGUGAAUUUUCAGUCAGAAAGAAGGAUGCACAUGGGCCUGUUGGGCUUCCAAGGAGUAUGACACAAGAACUGGCUGACAUUGUGUCCAGCCCUGCACUUCAACCUCAACAACUGCCUGAACCAGAUCUCCCUUCGGUGCCUCUUCCUCAGUUAAGAGCCCCAGUUUCCAGGUUAGAAGAACACCGCAGUUUUGCCACAAAGACAUCAGAAGUUGGUAGUACUUCAAGGCUCGGUGUCUCUCCUGUGCAGCCAGGAAAACUGAAGCAUUCGCAGAUCCUAAACAAAGUUCUCCAUUCCAUACAAACAGACAAACGGCCACAUGAUCCUGCUGAGGUAGCUCCUGUUCCCGCCCAAAAAACUCUUCCGCAGGAGAAAAAAGCAGACUCCAGUGCUGCCUCAGACCCAUUAUUGUCACCUGAAGCCAAGCGAAGGAGGGCGCGGGGCGCAGAGGUGGACAUGUUUUCAUCUCCUGACCUUUACGCAGGAGAUGAAGAAAUGCAGCCUGACACCAAACAGCAGGAACAGACAUUUGGCGACAGCUUUGAAUUGGACACGCAGACUGAAAGAAUGAUAACUGUCCAGCCGGGAUUAGAACGCAGUGAUGAUAAAAGACAUCAGCAGGAUUUAAAAGGAGCAGGUCAUAUACACAAUGAGGAAAUGGUAGAAGCAGUUGUGGAGCAGAAGGACAAAGAUGAGGGAAGAACCGGACUUCAAGCCCAGGACAAUACAUGCCCCCAGUUCAAUAUUUCUCUGACAGACAGUCAGAUGGAUCUCAUCCUGGACACCAGUGGUCAGAAUUCUCCUGUUGAAGGUGGCAAUAAUGCAGAUCGGAGUAACAAUGAAGCGGCUAAUGCUGCUCUAGAGAAUCCAAACCGAAGCAGCAGCUUCUUGUUUGACAGUCUAUAUGAGAACUCUCUGAGCCCAUAUCAAGCUGACCUUGACCAAUCAGUCAACGAGGAGACCGAAUGCGGACGCCACCUGUUGUCUACACAAGAGCAACGCCGCAGUGAGCUGCUUGUCAACCAGCAAGCAGAGAAGCACGAGGCCAUCCAGUGGGGAGAAUCAUCUUUCAACCUGUCAGAGUGGGGAGACUCACUGCUGGUGGGCGAACACUUUUUAGAGAGGCAGGAGGGCGGCCAUCUGGAAGGUCAUGUUCUUCCUGAAGAGCAGCCGUCACCUGCACAAGCUGGGCCACAAAGUGAAGCUGAAGCUGAAGUUUCAAAACACAUGGGAAACGGAGAAAAGGACGAUGGACCCACGUCUGUACCAGAAGUCAUUAUUGCAGCUGAGAGCAGCUUUUAUUGCAGUCCUGGUCUGCAGGAGAUCUUUGACCGCUGGCCUAGUAUGUCUGAUCAGCCUGUGCAAAACAGCACAUUGGCCCAAAGAGGCAGUAACAGCCAAAAUCCUCCUUUAAGCACCGUUCAUUCUCCAGAUAGAGGUCAACCGCGUACGCAGGUGGCAAUCACUCAUGACCCUGAGAGGGACUCUGUAGGAUCACAACCAUCAAGAGAGGUCACUGAGACGGUAACAGAGAGGCCAGACUCUGCCAGGGACCUUAUACCACCCACUCCGGAGACACCGCCUGUGACGCCCAGAAUAAAACUAACUACUACUUCUAUUCAGUCGCCUCUCGCCAUCCCUCCGCUCAAACAGUCGACUCCCUCAGGUCUUCUGCCCGAGAAAACUUCUAAGUGUCCCAAUAAUGACCAACCAGGAGCUCAUCCAAAAUACAAACCAGAACCUCCUCCACCUGUGAAUACCACACAGCUGCAGCCUCCCUGUGAGCACACACCACCGGACUCCUACCAGGGCUUCUCUCUCCAGCUCUCCCAAGAUGCAUCGCUUUCCUCCACCAAUUCCAGCAGCGCCUUCUCCAUCAUUGACGUGUCCAGUGACAGAAGGCUUUUCCACACCUUCGUCAAGGAGUGGAAAACUAAAGAGCGAUACGCUCUAGCUUUAGCCUGGGAGAAGGAGCACCAGCAUAUGUCAGAUGGGGAAAUUGGAGGGAAACAUAAGAAAGUUCACCAGAAGCUCCAUGGUGCUGAUGGUUUCCCUGUAAGAGGCAGUGAUGGAUCAGUGCUGAUUGGACUGUCUAUCUGCUGGGGAGCUAGAGAUGCUUACUACAUAUCCUUUCAGCGAGAGCAGAGCCAAGGUUUGAGUUUGAGUCUUGCCCCUCCCGCCCUGGAUGAGAGUUUAUCUGUAGGUGAGCGGCUCGAACACGUGAAGGGACGUCUCAGUAGGCCAUCAGCUAAAGGGAGUGUAGUGGUUACGUAUGACAUCAUUCAGGCGUACAAGAUGCUGGUGUUGAGCUGUGAUGUCAGCUUGGAGGAAAACUGUGAAGACCCCAAGGUGGCAUGCUGGCUGUUGGACCCUGGCAGUGAGGAGAGGACUCUGCCAAACAUGGUGACUGUUUAUUGUCCGGAAGCGCUUCCUCUGUUGGACGGGCUUGGGAACGCACACGCAUACUGUCCUCGGGUGAGGGCAGCCACCACGAGCGUGCUCGUAUACGCUGUCAUGAACAAGCUUAGCAUUCUACUAGAGAAAGACGGCAUGUUGGACUCCUUCAGGAGGGUGGAGAUGCCCUGCCAAGUGUGUCUGGCUCUGCUGGAACUCAACGGGGUGGGCUUCAGUGUAGAAGAGUGUGAAAGACAAAAACAUGUGAUGCAAGCCAAACUGGAAGCAUUGGAAUGCCAAGCAUAUGAGCUGGCGGGGCACAGCUUCUCCCUCACCUGCAUUGAUGACAUAGCACAGGUUUUGUUCUUAGAGCUCCACCUACCUCCAAACGGUGACGUGACGGCGCCCAAAAGCAAGAAGACCCUGGGCUACACCCGCAGAGGGGGUGGCAGAGUUCGGCUUGGGAAGCAGUUCAGCACCACUAAGGAUGUUCUGGAGAAGCUCCGCCCUUUGCAUCCGCUCCCAGGUGUGAUCCUAGAGUGGCGGAGGAUCACCAACGCCUUGACUAAAGUGGUGUUCCCGCUGCAAAGGGAGAAGCAGUACCACGCUACACUGGCCAUGGACAGAAUCUACCCCGUAGCCCAGACACACACAGCUACAGGUCGCGUGAGCUUCACAGAGCCCAACAUACAGAAUGUACCCAAAGACUUUGACAUUUCCAUGCCUACAGUGGUGGGUGAGAGCCCACCUUCACAAGCUGGCCGCUACAGGAGCAAAGACGGAAAGAAGAGACGCUCCGUGGCUCCAUCUGUUCCCAGUGAGCGUGCCAGUCAAGGCCCGUCUUUCUCUGUCAGCAUGAGACACGCUUUUGUCCCCUUUGCAGGCGCUAUGAUAUUAGCGGCCGAUUACUCCCAGCUGGAACUGAGGGUGCUGGCUCACCUGUCCAAAGAUCGUCGUCUGCUGCAGGUGCUAAAUGGAGGGGCUGACGUGUUUCGCUGCAUCGCUGCUGAGUGGAAGAGUGUUGACCCUGAGACUGUCGACGACAAACUACGACAACAAGCCAAACAGAUUUGCUAUGGAAUUAUAUACGGGAUGGGAGCCAAGUCUUUAGGGGAACAAAUGGGAGUGGAAGAGAACGAUGCCGCCUGCUACAUCGAAAGCUUUAAGGCCAGAUACAAGGGGGUCAACUCUUUCCUCAGAGAAACAGUGAAGAAGUGCAUCAAGGAUGGUUAUGUUCACACUCUGACGGGACGUCGCAGAUACCUUCCUGGAAUCACCAACACAAAUCCUCACGUCAAAGCCCACGCCGAGCGCCAAGCAGUGAACACAACAGUUCAAGGCUCUGCAGCAGACAUCGUUAAACUCGCCACUGUCAACAUUCAGAGGCGACUACAAAAUACGUACCCGAAAGCGCCGCUGUCUCACCAGCACACACACUCUGCCAGACAUCCUCAUAGAGGCGCAACCUUGCGAGGAGGUUACUUUGUGCUGCAACUACAUGACGAACUCAUCUAUGAAGCCACGGAGGAGGAUCUCAUACAGGUGGCUCAGAUCGUCAAGAGGGAGAUGGAGACUGCAGUGAAACUUUACGUGAAGCUAAAAGCCAAAGUAAAAGUAGGACCCAGCUGGGGGAAUUUGCAGGACUUGGAUAUUUAAUGUACUAUAUAAACACCAAGAUAUAUUUUUUUUCGGAGAAAAGUAAAAAAAAUAAAAGUAGAUUUCUUGUGCAGAAAGGUGUCGCAUGGGCAUGAGGCCUUGGACGAUCAUCACACAAAAUGAACUUGAUCAUUUUGCCGGCCUAAUUAUAUUGCCAUGUAUAUGCGUGUGUUUUCCUCGUCGCUCGCCUCCAAAUAGGCAGGAAGAGGUUUCACUUUGUGGAUUGGUCUGAGCACUGAUAUAUUCUUAGAUUUGUAAUCUUUUUUCAUUGUACUUUUCUUAUAAUGUUAAAAUCCCUCGUGACACCCCUACCAGGUAUACUGUGUGUGUGUGUGUGUGUGUGUACACACGCACACAUUUACAUGCACAGUGUAUAUAAUAUAAACACAAUACAGUACAUAAUACAUGUUAUAUAAUUGAUAAAUAUGCUUACUUGUGUGUAUAUAACAGUAUUUUUAAUCACUGCAUAAAGAAUGAAAUUGCACUUUGUCUAAAUGAACUUUAUGAACAUAUUUAUUGAUUACUGUGCCAAGGUUUUUCUUGUAAAACAUUUACUCGUAUCUUAACAUCUGUAUUUAUGACAUUGCUUGAAUGUAAUAAACUCAU
This is a messenger RNA of Dunckerocampus dactyliophorus (ringed pipefish), 8700 nucleotides long. It is a transcript of the gene polq, whose product is annotated as polymerase (DNA directed), theta. Lineage: Eukaryota; Metazoa; Chordata; Actinopteri; Syngnathiformes; Syngnathidae. Gene Ontology annotation, biological process: DNA-templated DNA replication; double-strand break repair via alternative nonhomologous end joining. The record is from RefSeq and is a predicted model, not a curated record. The coding region runs from base 535 to 8094 and encodes 2519 amino acids. Gene Ontology annotation, molecular function: ATP binding; DNA-directed DNA polymerase activity; DNA binding. The transcript has 35 exons.